This is a messenger RNA of Melitaea cinxia (Glanville fritillary), 1170 nucleotides long. RefSeq lists its product as uncharacterized. The transcript has a single exon. Bases 1 to 1170 code for a protein of 389 amino acids. The record is from RefSeq and is a predicted model, not a curated record. Lineage: Eukaryota; Metazoa; Arthropoda; Insecta; Lepidoptera; Nymphalidae.
AUGUCCGUUACAAACGUGAAUACUGUCAAAUGUACGAAUUGCAAUAUUGUUAUUUCGGAGGUGUUAGCCUUUAUACGAAAUAGACAUGACGUUGUGGAUAACGAGAGUUUAAUCAGAAUAUGUUCCUCGGCCUUCUCUGAGGAAGAAAUUGAUGAAGCUAAGAAGUUAUUAUUUGUUUCCACGAAAACUACGCAAAAGUUAGUUUCUAGGCGAAAGAAUAAGAAGCAAAAAGACCUGGAGGAUAUGAUUUCAGUGUUUAAGACCAUGGAUCCUGAGCAAAUACCUAUAUUUGUGGCGUAUGAUUUGCACAAACUGCCACCGAUCUGUUUCGAUCAUGUGGAUGUAACAAAGCUACUUAAAGAUUUGUUGGUGUUAAAAUCAGAAAUCAAUGACAUUAAAGAUAGUUACGUGACAAAGUCUGAGUUUGAAGAAGUAAAAUUACAUAAUGAACAACUGAAAACUCCGUUAAGCAAUUUGAAUUUGAAUAAUAAUUUAAAAAGAGGGUAUGUUAAACAAAAUGAAUCAGAUGAUACGUUGCGAGUGCAGCCGACUUCUGUUUGUACGACGAUGUCGCCCGAACGAAUAAGCAACGCUUCAACGUACAACGCGCUCACUCGCACGCAUAGCGAACCUGUGACUCAGCUGCAUACUAUCUCAGUCACACCGCGCAGCUCGGCCGUCGUCGUUGAGACCACUGACAUUGGGCGCGAAGCUAAGAGUCAACGAACUCUGGCGCAAAUUGUAAACAAUAAUAAAACAGGAUAUGACAACAAAAAAGAUAAUGAAUGGACUAUAGUGAAAAGAAGAAAUGUUAAAAAACGCUUUGCUGGGAUGACGGGUAAAGCAGUAUCUAAUUCGGAAGGAAAAUUCAAAGCUGCUGAGCUGAAAAUUCCGUUGUUUAUAUCAUACGUCAGUAAAGAAACAACUGUCACUGACAUAUGUGAAUAUAUAAAAAUGAAAUCGAACGAAGAAGUUAUUCUUGAGAAAAUAAAUAUGAGAAGAGAAAGGCCAUACAAUGCGUUUAAAGUAUACAUUCCAAAGAAUAAAAUAUCUACUUUUUUGGAUGAUAAGUUAUGGCCAGAGGGUAUAACCUUCAGAAGGUUUAUUAAUUUUAAAAAUAGCAAAGACACCCGAUUGGUGGAUGAAAACAAAAAUAAAUCGAACUUAUAA